This is a messenger RNA of Carlito syrichta (Philippine tarsier), 2932 nucleotides long. RefSeq names its product calcium/calmodulin dependent protein kinase kinase 2 (gene CAMKK2). Gene Ontology annotation, molecular function: ATP binding; protein kinase activity. The record is from RefSeq and is a predicted model, not a curated record. Bases 66 to 1829 code for a protein of 587 amino acids. The transcript is spliced from 16 exons. Lineage: Eukaryota; Metazoa; Chordata; Mammalia; Primates; Tarsiidae. Gene Ontology annotation, biological process: protein phosphorylation; CAMKK-AMPK signaling cascade; activation of protein kinase activity.
CUGCAGGUGGCUCCGCUGCCGGAUGGGAGCGCCCCGGCGUGUUGGAUGAAGUCGGCGCAUGCACCAUGUCAUCAUGUGUCUCUAGCCAGCCCAGCAGCGAGCGGGCCGCCCCCCACGAUGAGCUGGGGGGCGGGGGCGGCAGCAGCGACGGCCAGAAGCCCUGCGAGGCCCUGCGGGGCCUCUCAUCCUUGAGCAUCCGCUUGGGCAUGGAGUCCUUCAUCGUCGUCACCGAGUGCGAGCCGGGCUGCGCCGUGGACCUGGGCCUGGCCCGGGACCGGCCCCUGGAGGCUGAUGGCCGAGAGGUCCCCCUCGACCCCUCCGGGGCCCAGGCCCGGCCCCACCUCUCCAGCCGCAAGCUGUCGCUGCAGGAGCGCUCCCAGGGCGGGCUGGCGGCCAGUGGCAGCUUGGACAUGAAUGGCCGCUGCAUCUACCCGUCCCUGCCCUACUCGCCCGUCAGCUCCCCGCAGUCCUCGCCGCGGCUGCCCCGGCGGCCCACGGUGGAGUCGCACCAUGUCUCCAUCACGGGCAUGCAGGACUGCGUGCAGCUAAAUCAGUAUACGCUGAAGGAUGAAAUUGGAAAGGGCUCCUAUGGCGUGGUCAAGUUGGCCUACAAUGAAAAUGACAAUACCUACUAUGCAAUGAAGGUGCUGUCCAAAAAGAAGCUGAUCCGACAGGCGGGCUUUCCACGUCGCCCCCCACCCCGAGGCACCCGGCCAGCCCCCGGGGGCUGCAUCCAGCCCAGGGGUCCUAUUGAACAGGUGUACCAGGAAAUCGCCAUCCUCAAGAAGCUGGACCACCCCAAUGUGGUGAAGCUGGUGGAGGUUCUGGAUGACCCCAAUGAGGACCAUCUGUACAUGGUGUUUGAACUGGUCAACCAAGGGCCUGUGAUGGAAGUACCAACUCUCAAACCACUCUCUGAAGACCAGGCCCGUUUCUACUUCCAGGAUCUGAUCAAAGGCAUCGAGUACUUACACUACCAGAAGAUCAUCCACAGGGACAUCAAGCCUUCCAACCUCCUGGUUGGGGACGACGGACAUAUCAAGAUUGCAGACUUCGGCGUAAGCAAUGAGUUCAAGGGCAGCGACGCCCUCCUCUCCAACACCGUGGGCACGCCCGCCUUCAUGGCGCCCGAGUCGCUCUCGGAAACGCGCAAGAUCUUCUCUGGGAAGGCUUUGGAUGUUUGGGCCAUGGGUGUGACGCUGUAUUGCUUUGUCUUUGGCCAGUGCCCGUUCAUGGACGAGCGGAUCAUGUGUUUACACAGUAAGAUCAAGAGUCAGGCCCUGGAAUUUCCAGACCAGCCUGAUAUAGCUGAGGACUUGAAGGACCUGAUCGCCCGUAUGCUGGACAAGAACCCCGAGUCGAGGAUCGUGGUGCCGGAAAUCAAGCUGCACCCCUGGGUCACGAGGCACGGGGCGGAGCCAUUGCCAUCGGAGGACGAGAACUGCACGCUGGUCGAGGUGACCGAAGAGGAGGUCGAGAACUCAGUCAAACACAUUCCCAGCCUGGCGACCGUGAUCCUGGUGAAGACCAUGAUACGUAAACGCUCCUUCGGGAACCCGUUUGAGGGCAGCCGGCGGGAGGAGCGCUCCUUGUCAGCUCCUGGAAACCUGCUCACCAAAAAACCGACCAGGGAGUGUGAGCCCCUGUCUGAGCCCAAGGAAACAAGGCAACGAAGACGGCCUCCGGGGCCCCGACCCGUCCCCCGUGGGGCAGGAGGAAGUACUCUUGUGAAAGGUGGCCCCCACGUGGAAAGCUGGGGGGCCCGGGUCCCUGGCUCCCCCGCACGCGUGCAUCAACUACGGCAGGAGGAGGCGAUGGAGCCCGAGUAGCUGUCCGGACGACUGGACCUCGCAUGUGCCCGCGCCGCCUCUGCGGGGCUACUGCACCCCAUGUUUCCAUAGCAGCAUGUCCUACGGAAACGAGCACGUGUGUAGAGCCUUGACUGUUAUCUCUGGUUGUUUGUUUUUUCCUUUGUUGUUUUAAAGGGGACAAAAAAGGGAGGGGGGAACUUGACUCCAUGACGUCAACCUUGGCCGCUGGCUGGCCAAAUGGACGGGUGUGAGGAGUUGCAGACCCAGACCCAUGUGCAUUUGGGGACAGUUGCUUUUUAAAAUGUUUUUAUGCCAAAAAUUCUUCAUUGUGAUUUCAGAACCAUGUCCGAUACACCCAAGUUAAUGUGUGUGGGGUUUGAAAAUGGUGGAAAAGUGAACAGAAAAGUCCUGGGGUCUGCGACCAGGGAGUUACCAUCGCAUUUGAGAAGGUCUGUCACUUUGGAAAGGUUGGGUGUGACUCGGCAUGCCACCCCAAACCGUGGCACCUUCCAGAAUCGUGGACUCAAGCUGUCAGAGCAGGGCUAGCACUCAGUAGCUGCAGUGAGUUUCAAUGCAACUUAUUUGUAAGAAGGAUUUUUAAAUUUUUUAUGGGUACAGUUGUAGUCAGGAAAACAGAAAGGGCUUGAAGUUUAAGUGCUUCUGGAAGGGGAUUUUCUUACCCUAGAAGGGCAUUCAGCAGCUGUGGUGGGAAAAGUUUCUCCUGCAAGACUGAGUGAGUUUCUUGAUGACAGCUGCUCAAAGCGGGUUUCUGAGACAAUUGACUGAGUUCAGUACAUCUCUUUGUUACAUUACAAAAACUUCAGGGUGAAAUCCUAUACUUCCAUGUACAUUACAUGGCUUAAGAUCACGCGAAAAAAAUAUUUUCAAUUCUCUAACUAGACUGAACUCUCGAGUACAGUAGUUCAGAAAUUAUUUAGAGCUUCCAGGAUAUAUUUCAUGGCUUCAGGCAUGUGAUCCAAGUUACAGCCAAUGAAACCUGUGCCUGUAUAUAUCAGCAGCUUUGCUUGUUUAUAACCUGUGUAUUCUAGAGACUGCUAAGGCUUUGUUUUCAUUAUAAAUACUAGCUGAGUGUUGUAGUCAAUGAAAUACCCAGUUUCUGG